This is a messenger RNA of Danio rerio (zebrafish), 783 nucleotides long. RefSeq names its product six-cysteine containing astacin protease 1 (gene c6ast1). The record is from RefSeq and is marked provisional. Gene Ontology annotation, molecular function: metalloendopeptidase activity; zinc ion binding; metallopeptidase activity. Lineage: Eukaryota; Metazoa; Chordata; Actinopteri; Cypriniformes; Danionidae. Gene Ontology annotation, biological process: proteolysis.
AUGAUGUUCGUGUUGGUCAUCUGUUUUCUGCUGAGCUCAUUUGAAGCUCAGAGUCGCACUAUUGAGCAAGAUAUUAUUUCAGCGUCGGCCUUAAUGGAAAGGCCGAGCAACUUUGCAGGAGAGGAACUGGACGAGCCCUCCAUCAUGUUCGGAGACAUUGCUGUAGGCACACCAUUAGAUAUCACAGCUCCAUGCACAGGUCAGAGCUGCAAAUGGCCGUUAAGCAGCAAUGGAAAAGUCUUUGUGCCCUACAUCAUCUCUGAUGAAUACUCCACCCAGGAGAAGGAUGUCAUUUUUCAGGGCUUCAGAUCUUUGGAGAAGUCGACCUGUGUUCGCUUCAGACCUCGCACAACACAGAGGGACUACAUCAAUAUAGAGCCUAAUUCAGGGUGUUACUCUUUUGUGGGUCGUCGCACUGGAGGUCAGACUGUGUCUCUGGACCAUGAUGGAUGCAUUAAACUGAACAUAGUGCAGCAUGAGCUGCUUCACACACUGGGCUUUCAUCAUGAACACAAUCGCAGUGACCGCGACAGUCACGUCCAGAUUGUUUAUAAAAACAUCAUUCCUGGUCAGGAGCGCAACUUUGACAAAAUCAAGACUAACAACCUGGAGACUGCGUAUGACUACAGCUCUGUGAUGCACUAUGGAAGGUUUGCUUUCUCUAAGAACAAAGAGGCAACCAUCGUCCCUAUUCCUGACAGUGGCGUGACUAUUGGCCGGGCUAAGAGAAUGAGUUCAAAUGAUAUUCUGCGUAUUAACAGACUCUACUGCAGCAGUAAAUAA